Molecule: messenger RNA, 4951 nt
Organism: Armigeres subalbatus
Lineage: Eukaryota; Metazoa; Arthropoda; Insecta; Diptera; Culicidae
Gene: TrpA1
Product: transient receptor potential cation channel subfamily A member 1
Exons: 16
Coding region: 620-4357 (1245 amino acids)
Biological process (GO): monoatomic ion transport; transmembrane transport
Cellular component (GO): membrane
Molecular function (GO): monoatomic ion channel activity; protein binding
Source: RefSeq, a predicted model, not a curated record
UUCAAACGUGCAUUCCCCGGAAAGAAAAAGUUCCAUUUAGAUUUUUGCAAACUUGUAUUAUUUUGCACUGGAAUAUAGUGACAGAAACUGUUGCAUUAUUGCUGGCCUGAAAGUGCAAAAAAUCUAGGAAAUCCAUUUUUGUUUCUCAAAGGAUUUAUCAGUAGCCGUACGUGUAUCCAUGUUCAUCGGGUGAAGCAACAGUAAGAAUCAUGAUAGUGCCAUCGGUACCGCAUGGUUGGUCAGUGAUGAAACGUGAUCUGUUUAUACAACAGCGUGAAAUGAAACAAAAUUUGUGAUCGAUCCCAAGUGGACAUAUGGAGGAUGUUUACUGGAAUAAAUAUUGUGUUGGUGAAACGAGAAUCAACUGAUUAUGCUUUGAAUUGUUGAAAAUAAGUGGUGCGCGAAAGAAGCCUAAUACAUUUCAUAGAAACAACUACACAUCUUCCGUGAUGAACAUUUGAACAUUUGAACAUUUGAAAAUCGAGGAGAUAUGGAAGUGUAAUAAUAUAACUGUAGCUCAGUGAAAGAAUAAUGGGCAUAAAAUAAUAUUCAGAACCAUAUCAAAUUCAUCAUCAAGUGAAAGUAUGUGCAUGCCUCCGGAAGAAUAACAUUACUAGCCAUGCCGACGCCAUUAUAUCUGAUGCAUAGUGCCAGAUCGGUACGGUCGGAAACGGAACGUACAUUCGGAGUUUGCGGAACCCCGCCGGAGGAUGAAGAACUACAGAAUGUACCACAUUUGGGGAAUUGGCUGCUGUCCAGACUUCGAAGAACAAAGGGAAAUAAUGCUUUUCACGGAAGUAAAGAGACCAAUAUGAACCAACUUGAAACCAGUGAACUGCAAGCGAUUUUGACUUCCCAAGGCGACGCCGAAGUUUGCUUGCUGAGUGAAAGCCCUUAUCGGAUUUUGCGGGCUGCGGAAUCGGGAAACCUAGAUGAAUUCAUUCGUUUGUAUGAAGGAGAUAACGGGCGCUUGGCGGUGAAGGACAGCAGGGGGCGGACAGCGGCACACCAGGCCGCGGCUAGGAAUCGCAUCAAUAUUCUCAACUUCAUCAGCGCACAAGGUGGGGAUCUUAAUGCUCAGGAUUCGCUCGGGAACACGCCGUUGCACGUGGCCGUCGAAAACGAUUCAUUAGACGCGUUGGAGUUUUUGCUGAAAAUACCUGUCGCAACGAAUAUAUUGAAUGACAAGAAACUGGCACCGGUACAUUUGGCCACCGAGCUGAACAAAGUCAAAGGACUACAGGCGAUGGGAAAAUAUAGGAAAAACAUCGAUAUACAACAAGGAGGCGAACACGGUCGAACAGCAUUGCAUCUGGCUGCCAUCUACGACCACGAGGAAUGUGCCAGAAUACUGAUAUCCGAAUUUGGCGCGUGUCCUCGAAGACCGUGCAACAACGGUUACUACCCGAUCCACGAAGCGGCCAAAAAUGCCAGCUCGAAAACAAUGGAAGUCUUUUUCCAGUGGGGAGAAUCGAAAGGCUGUACGCGCGAGGAAAUGAUUUCCUUCUACGAUUCGGAGGGAAACGUUCCUCUGCAUUCCGCCGUUCACGGUGGCGACAUCAAGGCCGUUGAACUGUGUCUUAAAUCGGGAGCAAAAAUCUCCACCCAGCAGCACGACUUUUCGACACCGGUACAUCUGGCUGCGGCACAGGGAGCCAUCGAUAUCGUUAAGUUAAUGUUCCUGAUACAGCCUCAGGAGAAACGUGUCAGCUUAAAUUGCACCGACAUCCAGAAAAUGACUCCAUUACAUUGUGCAGCCAUGUUUGACCAUCCGGAAAUCGUGGAGUACCUCGUGCAAGAAGGAGCCGACAUAAACGCAUUGGACAAGGAAAAUCGUUCCCCAUUAUUACUUUCCGCGUCACGUGGUGGUUGGCGAACUGUUAUGAUUUUGAUUCGCCUUGGAGCUAACAUAAGCUUGAAAGACGUGAAUUCGCGGAACGUUCUGCACUUGGUCAUUAUGAACGGUGGUCGACUGGAUGACUUUGCCAAAGAGGUCAGUUGCACACAAUCCGAAGCAUAUCUUUUAUUGCUUCUUAAUGAGAAAGAUGAAACGGGUUGCUCUCCUCUGCAUUACGCUAGUCGCGAAGGACACAUUCGGUCGUUGGAAAAUCUGAUUCGGCUUGGAGCGUGCAUCAAUCUGAAAAAUAACAACAACGAAAGUCCACUCCACUUUGCCGCCCGUUAUGGCCGCUACAACACAGUUCGACAACUUUUGGACUCGGAAAAGGGUACGUUCAUCAUCAACGAAAGCGACGGAGAAGGCCUCACACCACUGCAUAUCGCUUCGAAGGAAGGGCACACGAGAGUGGUGCAACUGUUGCUCAACCGGGGAGCAUUACUUCACAGGGAUCAUAACGGGCGUAAUCCACUGCACCUGGCGGCAAUGUCAGGAUAUACGCAAACGAUUGAGCUACUGCACUCGGUGCAUUCGCAUUUGCUUGACCAAGUGGACAAAGAUGGGAAUACGGCCCUUCAUUUGGCAUCGAUGGAAAAUAAACCGAACGCGGUGGUUCUGCUGCUGAGCCUGGGAUGCAAACUGCUACACAAUUACAUGGACAUGAGUGCCAUUGAUUAUGCCAUCUACUACAAAUACCCGGAAGCAGCACUGGCCAUGGCGACUCACGAGGAACGUUCACCCGAAGUGAUGGCUCUGAAGUCCGACAAACAUCCCUGCGUAACAUUGGCCCUGAUAGCGUCUAUGCCAAGAGUGUUUGAAGCUGUCCAGGAUAACUGUAUCACAAAGGCAAACUGCAAAAAAGACUCCAAAAGCUUCUAUAUAAAAUAUUGCUUUAGCUGCCUGCAAUGUCCGACCAUGUACGCACAAAUGGAUUCACGGACCGGAGAGGCGGUACAAAUUUCGAAACCAAUUCCCUUGCCAGCACUGAACGCCAUGGUAAGUCACGGUCGCGUAGAGCUGCUCGCCCAUCCACUGAGCCAAAAAUACCUUCAAAUGAAAUGGAACUCCUACGGAAAGUACUUCCACCUGGCGAAUCUUCUAUUCUACAGCGUUUUCCUACUAUUCGUUACAGUUUUCACAUCUCAGCUCAUGACAGACCCACCGGUGACACUGACCUCCAGCAUCGAAACUACUCUUCCUGAUAGUACUCCCGACGAAGAACAGGACCAGCCAGUGGUAAUGGCGGCACGUUCUGCACCCGUUCCUUCUAUGUCAUACCGCAACCAAACCAUCGACCCAGAGGAGUAUAUGCCAAUUACAACAACCACCCUGGUGUCGGGAGUGGCCAUCAUCAUUUACAUAUUCUGCAACGCGGUACGGGAGAUCAUUCAAGCAUACCAACAGAAGUGGCACUAUCUGAUUGAGCCCAUCAACUUGGUGUCAUGGAUUUUGUACCUGUCCGCGCUGAUCAUGGUGUGGCCGAUGUUCAACAACGGCCGAUGCUACAACGGUAACUACUCCGCGGCAUCAAUUACAGUUUUCCUGUCAUGGUUCAACUUGCUGCUCUUUUUACAACGAUUUGAUCAGGUUGGAAUAUAUGUGGUGAUGUUCCUGGAGAUUCUUCAAACGCUGAUAAAAGUGCUAACUGUGUUUUCAAUCUUGAUAAUUGCCUUCGGCCUCGCAUUUUACAUCCUGUUAUCAAAGGUGUCAAAGAUGAUGGACACACAAGUAAACCAUUUGUCGUUUUCGUCCAUACCGAUGUCAUUGCUAAGGACGUUUUCCAUGAUGCUUGGCGAGAUGGAUAUUCUCGGAACAUAUGUGCAGCCGUUCUAUCAAAACCACCUCCUCUAUCCCAUCCCUUCGUUUGCAAUUCUUUGCCUUUUCAUGAUACUAAUGCCAAUCCUGUUGAUGAAUUUGCUCAUUGGUUUGGCGGUUGGCGAUAUCGAGUCCGUUCGACGUAAUGCUCAAUUGAAACGGCUGGCCAUGCAGGUGGUUCUCCACACAGAGUUGGAGCGCAAGUUACCGCAAAUGUGGCUGGAAAUGGUUGAUAAAAUGGAGCUGAUUGAAUAUCCCAACGAGAAGAAAUGUAAACUAGGAUUCCUGGAUUCGGUGCUGCGCAAAUGGUUCUGCAACCCCUUCAGCGAUGAAUGCAAAGGGGGAAUCGAUUUCGUGCUGGACAACAAUGAAGAUUACGUCGUUACAGAAUUAGAGAAGCAUAAAAGGAAAUUACGUGAAAUAAGUUCUGCGUUGGAUAACCAACAUCAACUGCUUCGUCUAAUUGUUCAGAAAAUGGAAAUCAAAACAGAGGCUGACGACGUGGACGAAGGUGUUGCCUCCAGAGAUUUCAACGGUAUCGGCGCCCUGCGAGGUCCCGGCGGCGCCACAUCGCGUUGGUCUUCACCGAGAAUCCGCAAAAAGCUUCGUGCUGCGAUGAGCUUCAAUAAAUCGAUUGGCAAAUGAAUCUAUUUAGCUGUGUAACGAUUGGACAUUUUAACUGUAAAACUUCAAGAGUUCAGCAUUGUGAGCGCGCUGUGUAGGAGCAUACAGGAAAUAUUAUUAAGAACCGUUUGGAAUAUUUAUUUGAUACAACCCCACACAGAAGCUGUCUAAUGGCUAUUGAACACAUCGACGGCAUUCAGGGAGCAUAUAAUACAAGAAGAUACGGUUUUUAUUCAUGUAUUAUCAGCCUAAACAGCGAUUCGUAGACUAAGAUGGUACAUGUUGUAAUACUCCUGGAAACAUGGUUGGACUAAGUGUUUUUUAAUGUGCCUGCAUUAUUUAUGGCAUUUAUUGUCUGUGACUAUAAUCGGCAAACAUGGUUGUGUAGGAUUGUAUUUGCAUUAAAAUGAAAUUUACGAAUGUAUUAUAAAACUUGAUUCGGGCAUUUUUCCCAAAAAUAUUCACCAUUGAAUUCGACUUCUAUAAUAGAACCACAGCCUUUUGUCACGCUUUUCUGUGCACCAUAAUAAUCGAGAUGGUCAAUUUUCUAAUAUAAAAACAAAACUUAUUAACGUUUGUGUCAUGUUGAGCUUAAUCUUAAUCACAUUAAAUGUA